Molecule: messenger RNA, 1206 nt
Organism: Klebsormidium nitens
Lineage: Eukaryota; Viridiplantae; Streptophyta; Klebsormidiophyceae; Klebsormidiales; Klebsormidiaceae
Source: the annotation of a GenBank genome assembly
AUGAGGAACAGUACUGCUCUCUUCGCCUUGUAUAUAGAGAGCAGCGAUCGGAUGGCGAAUGCUACUCGGACCCUGACUUUCUUGCUCGAGAACCUUCCUGGUAUCAGCAUAAUCAUCAUAGAGGUCGGGCGUCCGAAGCUGAUGGAGCUCGUCCGAAAGCUCAAUAGUGAUCAUGAUGAGCGAAUAGACUACGAAUUCAUACCUGACGAGAACCCCAUCUUCCACCGGACCAAGUAUCUCAAUAUCGGCUUGCGUAAGGGGAGUCAACAGCAGCAAGGAGAAUCCUUACUGGCAAGCCGGGGAGAUGCAUUUCCGCUACUUGACCCGUCUAAACGCAGAACAAACGAGAGAGUACUAUGCACCCAAGAAGAUCGAGCUCACGGUAGGAUCCAGCGAAAGUUUUCGAGGCGAGAAGCAAACGGGGGCAUGAGUCGGACAAACUUAGUCAUCGUAGCUGCGGGCGAUCAUUCGCUGCAUCUGGAAUGGUUCUUCGCAGAGCGGUCGUUCGACCUGUGGGUGAUUUACUACGGAGAACGCGAAGAGGUGAGGAGCAAGUACGAGUCCUCGUGCGAUAGAUUCUUCGUGGAGAAAGGCCUAAAGUACGAGAUACUCAGGAAGGUCUUGACAAAGGUCGGUGAUGACGUCCUGAAUGCUUACCGAAACGUGUGGCUCCCUGACGACGAUAUAGAGAUGUACUACGGGCAAGAAAGCGUGGAUACGAUGUUCAAGGUAGUAGAAGAGACGGGGGCUGACAUCUUCCAGCCAGCGAUCGGAAAUGUUCUCACCCACCCGAGAGCGGUCCAGCACUUUUACUCUUCGGGAUGGUCCGGCAGCCUUCUCUUGAAGAAUGCCUUGUACCAUACGGUGACAAAGGUCGAGAUCAUGAUGCACGGAUUCGGCAACCAUACGUUCGUGCCGGUCUUCAUGCGAGCCCUGCGAGACUACCCAGAUCUGAAGGCUGGUUGGGGCCUGGAGGACGUCCUCCGAGAAUACCUCAAAGAAGCGAAGCGGGAAAACGGGCUUACCGUGGUAUUGGACUGCGUUCCUGCCAUCCACACCAAGGCCGUGAGCGAACACUCUGGCCUCCAUGCUAUCGGCCUCAAUGAGCUGGUUAAGAUCCCAAAGGACAUCUACAAGCCCCAAGAAAUCCUGGAGGUCUUCAUGGACCAGAACCGCAGCACAAAUGAAGAGAUCAGAAUGUGCUGA